Molecule: messenger RNA, 1390 nt
Organism: Euleptes europaea (tarantolino)
Lineage: Eukaryota; Metazoa; Chordata; Lepidosauria; Squamata; Sphaerodactylidae
Gene: WRAP73
Product: WD repeat containing, antisense to TP73
Exons: 12
Coding region: 17-1372 (451 amino acids)
Biological process (GO): protein localization to mitotic spindle pole body; microtubule anchoring at mitotic spindle pole body; mitotic sister chromatid segregation
Cellular component (GO): microtubule organizing center; mitotic spindle; MWP complex
Molecular function (GO): protein binding
Source: RefSeq, a predicted model, not a curated record
CGGUCGUUUGGGCAGCAUGAAUUUUUCAGAGUGUUUUAAACUCUCCGGCCAGUUGUGCAAGUUUUCUCCUGAUGGAAAGUAUUUGGCCUCAGGUGUGCAGUACCGUUUGGUGGUCCGCAGCACAAACACCCUUCAAAUUCUGCAGCUCUUCACCUGCCUGGAUCAAAUCCAGCACAUUGAAUGGUCUUCAGAUUCGCUGUUUAUAUUAUGCGCAAUGUACAAACGAGGGAUUGUGCAGGUUUGGUCCUUAGAGCAGCCCGGCUGGCACUGCAAGAUCGACGAAGGCUCAGCGGGACUGGUGGCUUCUUGCUGGAGUCCGGAUGGCCGUCACAUUCUCAACACCACUGAAUUCCACCUGCGGAUAACUGUCUGGUCCUUGUGUACCAAAUCUGUGUCUUAUAUCAAAUAUCCGAAGGCCUGUCAGCAGGCAAUAGCGUUCACGAAAGAUGGCCGCUACAUGGCUUUGGCAGAGCGGAGAGACUGUAAGGAUUACGUCAGCCUCUUUGUCUGCAACGACUGGCAGCUUCUGAGGCAUUUUGACACAGAGACACAGGACAUAGCCGGAAUUGAAUGGGCCCCUAACGGUUGUGUGUUGGCAGUGUGGGACACCUGCCUUGAGUAUAAAAUCUUGCUGUAUUCCCUCGAUGGCCGUCUGCUGUCCACGUACUGUGCCUACGAAUGGUCCCUCGGUAUUAAAUCUGUCUCUUGGAGCCCCAGCAGCCAGUUCUUGGCAAUCGGCAGUUAUGACGAAAAGGUGCGCAUUCUGAACCACGUGACUUGGAAAAAAAUCUCAGAAUUUGAGCACCCUAUAACUGUUGCUAGCCCAAAGACAGUUGUCUAUAAAGAAACAGAGAAGUCGCCAGUGGUGAAAAUGGACAAACUUCCUUUCCCUCCUUCCAAGAAAGCGGCAAGCUCUCUGUUCAGCACAAAGAGUAAAUAUGAAAUCGCUGAACUCCCCAUUUCUUUGCAUCAUGUCAAACCUGCAGUUGAUCGAGCAAAUCCUAGAAUUGGAGUCGGAAUGUUGGCUUUCAGCUCGGAUAACUGUUUCCUGGCAACCAGAAAUGAUAACAUUCCUAAUGCUGUCUGGAUCUGGGACAUGCAAAAGAUGAAACUGUUUGUGGUCUUGGAGCAGCUGUGUCCCGUUCAACUGUUUCAGUGGGAUCCCUGUCGGUCCCGACUUGCCGUAUGCACUGCAAAUAGCAGAAUAUACCUGUGGUCCCCGGCGGGAUGUGUGUCCGUACAGGUACCGGUGGAAGGUGACUUCCAGGUGGUUUCUCUGUGCUGGCACUCCAGUGGGGAUUCGAUGGCUCUCAUGAGUAAGGAAAACUUCUGCAUGUGUUACUUAGAAAGAGAGGCGGAAGAGGUGAAAUAGCAGCGCCCGGAGAAAGCU